AUGAUCCUCCGAUGUGUGCGGUGGCAGUCGACCACGGGGUUCACCAGGGUGACGACACCGUACCUGGAUAGUGUAUACAAGCCGAUCAUCGCCCAGGGGAUCCGGGGGCUCGACCAGUUGGACGUCCCCAAGGACUUCCACGCCGGCAACCAGGAAGUGGUGAUUGACCGCGACCAACAACGGCUGCUUGAAGGGAUCAUCGAGCUGUUUGAAGCGCCGAUGCAGACGCUGAUUGGCUACGGGUCGGGGGUGCUCCCUCAGGCGGGGUACACUAAACAAGACCAGCAAAUCGACUUUAUAAACGUGGUGGGCGACGCUAACCAGUUCCAUCGGCGAAAUUUGCAACAGUAUCCGGGGCAUUAUCUGACCAAGAACCUCGCGUUAUUACGGUGGAUCCAGGGGAAAGACGGCAUCUAUUUUAACCCGUUUUGUCCCAUAAACGGCCACACGGUGAAAUACGGGACCGUACUGCGCCAGGCGGCUCUCCACGAUUUGCUGGAGUGGACCCAGCUUUAUUUCGCCGGCAGACUCCACAAACCAGUCAAUUUUGUCCGCGAUAACGACCCCAUGGUCAAGUUCUUGAACCAAUACAAUCUCAAAAAUGCGUUGACGCUUUCGGUGUUUAUGUUGGGGCUGGGCAAACCUACAAAGGUCCUGAUUCCCGAGACGUUUUCCGAGCGCCAGCUCUACGAACAGAUUACCCGGUUAUCGUAUAUGGGCGAUUUCCGGAUGAAAGUGGGGGGGGAAAACCCUCACAAGGUUAAAAAUAUCGUCGAGAAACAGUUUAACUUGUUUAAGCAAGUUUACGAGCCCAUCAUCGACUAUUUCGUCCAUCGGGGCUAUCUUGUCAUCAGUGAAAGUGGCCCUAACAAAGUGUUUAGGGCCAAUUUGCUGGUCAACCACCGCAUCCAGUUGGUGCUGACACUACCGCUUGGGUUCCGCAAACAGCUCUACGGGAUGUACCAGGAUAAGCUGAUCAAGGAGAUCGCUAAGGACCCUAAGCUCGCCGAUAACAUGCAGAGCGUGGUGCUGCGGAUCAUCUGGCUGCUGCUGAUCAAACAGGCGAUCCGCGGGGUGCUUUCGGCGGGGCUUAUACAACUGGUCAAGUACGCGUUGGCGAAGAACGCCAAGUUCUGGAAGCUGAGGGGGGAAAAGGCAUAG
Messenger RNA from Diutina rugosa, 1161 nucleotides. It is a transcript of the gene PTH1, whose product is annotated as putative phosphatidate cytidylyltransferase. The record is from RefSeq and is a predicted model, not a curated record. Gene Ontology annotation, molecular function: phosphatidate cytidylyltransferase activity. Bases 1 to 1161 code for a protein of 386 amino acids. Lineage: Eukaryota; Fungi; Ascomycota; Pichiomycetes; Serinales; Debaryomycetaceae. Gene Ontology annotation, cellular component: mitochondrion. The transcript has a single exon. Gene Ontology annotation, biological process: CDP-diacylglycerol biosynthetic process; cardiolipin biosynthetic process.